Anolis carolinensis (green anole) is the source of this 2337-nucleotide messenger RNA. It is a transcript of the gene cnih3, whose product is annotated as cornichon family AMPA receptor auxiliary protein 3. Gene Ontology annotation, biological process: regulation of AMPA receptor activity; endoplasmic reticulum to Golgi vesicle-mediated transport. The coding region runs from base 872 to 1354 and encodes 160 amino acids. Lineage: Eukaryota; Metazoa; Chordata; Lepidosauria; Squamata; Anolidae. Gene Ontology annotation, cellular component: dendrite; synapse; endoplasmic reticulum membrane. The record is from RefSeq and is a predicted model, not a curated record. The transcript is spliced from 6 exons.
AAGAGAGAGAGAGUAAGAGAGGGAGGGAGAGAGGGAAAUGGAGAUAAAGAGGGAGCUAGAGAGGGAGGGAGAUGGAGAUGGAAAUAGGGAGGGAGAGAGGGAGACUGAGAGGAAGUCUCCACUCGGGGAUCCUGUCAGAGCUUUGUGUGUCUUCUUUUGCGGGUCCUGCCCAAGUCGCCCAAGUCGGAGGCGAAGCGUGAGGAAGGCGGGCGGCGCCAGUCCCCAACCUCUCCUCCUUCUCCUCUCCUUCCUCCUGCUUUCCCCUGCUCUUUGGUGAGUCUGGAAGAGUGAACUGCGAGCUGGGGAGACGCGCCUCGCUCCUCCCAGCCUUGGAAGCGGCAGCAGCAACAGGAGCCGCAAGUGGAUGGCUGGGCUCCGCUUUCUCGCGGGCGGCGAAGGCGGCUCUCUGCUUCCCGCUCCCGGAGUCGAGGAGGGUCUCCUGCCUCUUCGCUUCCGAAGCGCUUAAGAGCCCAAGAGGCAGAAGCAGGCAAAGGCGAGGAUGGAGAGAGGCGGGGGCGCGCCGCUUCCCGGCUGAGGAGGCGCUUGGUGUUGGUGUCCCCUUGGAGAUGGGAGCGCGACUCCGGAGACGCCGCGUUUGAGGCUGGGCUCGGGCACUCCGGGGGCGCCUUGGACCAGCCUUUGCUCCUCGGAGCGCUUUGGCUUCCCCCCAAAGUUGGAGAGGCCCUUCCUUUCCCUUGGGCUCAGGUCUCCUGUCCCAGCACCAAUGGCCCCUUGGAAGCGUUGAAAGCCAACGAGGAACCACCGCGCGGCUGGAGGGAUGCUGCCGGACGCGUGGCGCGGGGUUCGGAGGUGACUUGGGGAGGGCGACGCGGGGGAACUUCGGGGGCGCCUUCGGGGCCCUUCUCCGGCCAUGGCCUUCACCUUCGCCGCCUUCUGCUACAUGCUCUCCCUGGUGCUCUGCGCCGCCCUCAUCUUCUUCGCCAUUUGGCACAUAAUUGCCUUUGAUGAGUUAAAGACGGAUUUCAAGAGUCCCAUAGACCAAUGCAAUCCUGCACAUGCGAGAGAACGGUUGAGGAACAUUGAGAGAAUUUGCUUUCUUCUCAGAAAGCUAGUAUUGCCAGAGUAUUCAAUCCACUGCCUUUUCUGUAUAAUGUUUCUGUGUGCACAAGAAUGGCUCACCCUUGGCUUAAAUAUUCCUCUGCUUUUCUAUCACUUCUGGAGGUAUUUCCAUUGUCCAGCAGACAGCACAGAGUUAGCAUAUGAUCCGCCAGCAGUAAUGAAUGCAGAUACCUUGCGCUACUGCCAAAGAGAGGCUUGGUGUAAACUAGCUUUUUAUCUCCUCUCAUUCUUCUACUACCUUUACUGCAUGAUCUACGCUUUAGUGACUUCCUAAUUCAAAGAUGCUACUAAAAACGGGAAGCAACAAAGGAUGCAGACUAAAGACAAGGCAGCCUACAGUGAUGCUCGAUGCAUAAAGCACUGCAGAGAGAUGGAAGCUUUGAAUCCCACCUCCAUGCAGGAUGUCAAAGAAAAGAAAAAGCCUCCUUAGGGGAAACAGUUGACUACAGAAAUGAAAAAACUUGAAGUGAUAAGAAGCUGCUCAAACUGCUUUUCUUUCUUACCUCUCAGUGUUUUGUGGUUUUGGAUUUGUGAUUUUCUAAUGUAAACAAAACAAAUAUGUAUUUAUAAGAUAAACGUACCUACUUUUGAAGAGAGCUCCAUCUGCACGCGGUGGAAGAGGAAUUCUGUCACAUCCAUUUUAUCAUGCAAGAAUUACAAGAAGAAGAAGAAGGAUUGUAUAGCAAGAAUGGUUCCCUACAGUAAUUACAGAUAAGAAGGCGACUGUGGCUAAAAUGCUGUUGUCAGAACUGAAUUGCUGGUUGGAGGAAAGAAAUGAAAACAUGCGACUAGUUGCUCUUGUAAUUCACAUAAUGAAGAUGGAAGAUGUCUUGUCAGGACACAUGGCAGAAAUACAUUCAGAAUAUGUACCUUGUCAUUCCAAACUGCAGAUCUUUUAUAUGGUUCUCUGUUAGAAUAUUUCAGAAAUGCUGAACCACUUCACACAUGGUGCAGCAAAGUAGUACCAGUGCAUUAUGUAGGCUGAGACAAUUUUGUCAAGAAUUCAAUAGUCGAAUAUUUCUCUUACUGGAGAAAAUAUAUGCUAGUUGCACAUAUGAAGAUGUGACAGAGCACUUCGCGCAAUUCAGAAUAUGAGUUAUAAAUGACCACAUUGCUUUAGUCAGCAUUCUUGUCCCGUGACUUGGGUUGUAUGGUCCCAUUGCAUCUAACGUUACUGGGGCUGUUCAGUUUUUUCCUUGUGCCAAAUGAAUAUUGUAGAAAAUAGAAAUAAACUGUCAUUCUCUUUUUUGUAUACAA